AUGUCGAGCUUCGAGUCUGUUGUUGUCAUUGAUGGCAAGGGCCAUCUGCUGGGCCGUCUGGCUAGCAUCGUUGCUAAGCAGCUGCUGAACGGCCAGAAGAUUGUCGUUGUCCGCUGUGAGGCUCUGAACAUUUCUGGCGAGUUCUUUCGCGCUAAGCUCAAGUACCACUCCUACCUCCGCAAGAUGACUCGUUACAACCCGACUCGCGGCGGUCCUUUCCACUUCCGCGCCCCCUCGCGCAUCUUCUAUAAGGCUGUCCGCGGCAUGAUUCCGCACAAGACCGCCCGCGGUGCCGCCGCGCUCGAGCGCCUGAAGGUUUUCGAGGGAGUCCCGCCCCCGUAUGACAAGCAGAAGAAGAUGGUCGUUCCCCAGGCCUUGCGAGUCCUGAGACUGCAGCCUGGCCGCAAGUACUGCACCGUAGGCCGGUUGAGCCAUGAGGUUGGCUGGAAGUACCAGGAUGUUGUUGCCAGACUCGAGGAGCGGAGAAAAGCGAAGGGCGCUGCUUAUUACGAGCGUAAGAAGGUUGCCGCACGGCAACUGACCGAGGCCAAGAAGAACGCCAAGGUCGAUCCCAAGACGGCCAAGGCCCUCGAGGCUUUCGGCUACUAA
This is a messenger RNA of Sporothrix brasiliensis 5110, 609 nucleotides long. RefSeq names its product large subunit ribosomal protein L13Ae. Gene Ontology annotation, molecular function: structural constituent of ribosome; mRNA binding. Bases 1 to 609 code for a protein of 202 amino acids. Lineage: Eukaryota; Fungi; Ascomycota; Sordariomycetes; Ophiostomatales; Ophiostomataceae. The record is from RefSeq and is a predicted model, not a curated record. The transcript is spliced from 4 exons. Gene Ontology annotation, cellular component: cytosolic large ribosomal subunit; ribosome. Gene Ontology annotation, biological process: negative regulation of translation; translation.